Messenger RNA from Cynara cardunculus var. scolymus (artichoke), 1090 nucleotides. Its product is annotated as 50S ribosomal protein L7/L12-like. Bases 177 to 791 code for a protein of 204 amino acids. Lineage: Eukaryota; Viridiplantae; Streptophyta; Magnoliopsida; Asterales; Asteraceae. Gene Ontology annotation, molecular function: structural constituent of ribosome. Gene Ontology annotation, cellular component: ribosome. Gene Ontology annotation, biological process: translation. The transcript is spliced from 3 exons. The record is from RefSeq and is a predicted model, not a curated record.
GACGACUGCUCAGUCUGCUAUCGCUGCCGGUCAUCGCUGCCCCUGCCGGCUGGUCUCCGGCGCCUCUGCGCUCUACGUCGGACCUCCGCCUCUCGACUUAUCUGUAUACCCUGUUCUUGGUAAACUUUGUCGAUAUCUAUACACCCUCAACAUCAAGCGUCUGCUUCUCAGGAAAAAUGGCGAGCUCUCUCCAUCGUCUAGGAAGUCAUUCGAGUAACGCAGAUCGAUUUGUGUUUCGUCAACUUAUCAGUCGAUUUUCUACAAAUGCUUUGUCUGACGAGUAUAAAGCAGGAGAGAAACGCACUGUUUGCAGCAUUCCGGAUGAAAAUAUUCGAUGGAGGGCUGGUCGAACAGCUUCACGUAGCCUUUGCACAGCCACUGGAACUCAAACACAGAAGCUCGAAAGAAUCGCCGACGAGAUCCUCAGCCUUACAAAACUCGAGAGGAAUGAUUACGCAGUCCUCCUACGCUACAAGAUGGGUUUCAACAACUACGGCCCUGCGGUGACCGGCAUUGGUUCAGCAUCAUCCGGCCCUGCUGCUGCUGGACCAGGAUCGGAUGCCAAGGCUGACGAGAAAGUUGUUUUUGACGUAAAGCUAGAGAAAUAUGAUGCAGCUUCGAAGAUCAAAAUCAUUAAGGAAGUUAGGGCUUUUACGGAUCUAGGAUUAAAAGAAGCUAAAGAUUUGGUGGAAAAAGUACCGGUGGUAGUGAAGAAAGGGAUUACUAAGGAGGAUGCUGAAUCAAUAAUGGCGAAACUCAAGGAUUUAGGUGCGACCGUUGUAUUAGAAUGAAUUUGAUCGCUUUUUUUACUGCUUCGUUAUCGGUUUGAAUAACUUCCGAGGCAUCUUUCGAUGAAUUGCAAACGAGAUUCUGUUUGAAUACGAUGUUUUCCGUUCGAUUGCCAAUCGUCAACCAGUGUUCAACCACCAGAGACUGGCUUCUGAUUUUAGAACAAGUGCUGCAAUUAGAAUGGUAUUUUUGUUGAACCGUAAAGAAAAUGGUCGGCAAAAUUUGCAUUUGGAAGGUGCUAAAUUGACCCCAAAAUCUACAUGUAGUUUUGACUCUGAUGUAUGAUGGUUUCUGUUUUGGA